Messenger RNA from Racocetra fulgida, 840 nucleotides. NCBI's taxonomy places the organism in Eukaryota, Fungi, Glomeromycota, Glomeromycetes, Diversisporales, Gigasporaceae. The record is from the annotation of a GenBank genome assembly.
AUAACGUUAAGAAAACAUUUGAAGCAACUAUCGAACAUCUGCUUAAGUUAGAACCUCCCAUAAAAAACCAAAAAAAUAAAAGACAGGCCUUGAUAUCUUCAUUACAAGCUUUGAUGAAAAAUGACAAAUCUGUACGUGAAGAAUACGAAUCUCUAAAUGCGUGGGUUAACGUUUAUAGUUCUGAGAAAGAGGAGGAGAAAGCUUUAAAGAUUUACAAUAUCUCCUAUGGAACAGGUUCUGCACAAACGCAAAAGUCAAUCAAAAUCAUGAGUGAACAUGAAGUUUCUACAGACAUUAAAGAAGCUCAGGAAAUAAAUCCACUAAAUAGGCAGAAAGUAAAAGAAGAGAAGGAGGAUGACUUAUCAUCACGAAUUCCGCAUAAGUUUUCAUUCUCGGCAUUCAAACAAGGUGACGAGGAUGCAUUUGAGUCUUUGUUGGUGAUAAAACGGAAUCUGAGUUCUGAACUUACGGAACAAUAUGUUUUACCAAUGAAGAGACGACAUGAAAACAAUGAGGAUGAAAUCCAAGAGAGAAAGAGGCACAUGACCAAUAAAGAACUCGGAGAGUUAAUUGAUUUCACUCUAAACAUAGUAAAUAAACUUGAGCCGGAAAAUAAAGAACAUUUAAAUCAAAUUGUGCGACUUGCGUCUAAAUCUUCUGUCACAGUUUAUACAAGAGUUAAGGAAAACCCAGGUGAAUUUCAGGUUGAGGAUGGGGUUCUAUUUUGUAAUUUCUGUGACCAUUCGAUAGAUUGGAAACAAAAAUCAACUGUCGAUGAUCAUCUCAAAAGUAAAGCACAUAUUUCUAAAAAAGCCUUUUAUGAGAAUAAACAAAAAAAUC